Molecule: messenger RNA, 759 nt
Organism: Theobroma umbraticum
Lineage: Eukaryota; Viridiplantae; Streptophyta; Magnoliopsida; Malvales; Malvaceae
Product: mitochondrial pyruvate carrier 3-like
Biological process (GO): pyruvate import into mitochondria
Cellular component (GO): mitochondrial inner membrane
Source: RefSeq, a predicted model, not a curated record
CAAGUUUCCACUCAAGAACAAUAUAGAAAUUAGUUGAUUCCUCUCUUCUCCAGUCAAUCUUCCUCUUCUUUGAUUUGGCCUCUAGGCUUAGAUCAAAAUCAUCAUCAUCAUCAUCAUCUUCUGUUACGAAUUUGCCUCUUAAUUUCCGCUUAAGAUCAACAGAAAUAUAUGUCAAUAAGUCAACUGUUAAACACAUAAACUUCGAGGCAGAUAAUCAGAUCUUAGCUCCACCGGCUCGCUCUUCAUCCUUUCCAUAUCGCAUAGAAAGGUUUCAUGGCUUUUUCCAAGUUUCAGGCAUUCUACAACCACCCUGCAGGACCAAAAACCAUUCAUUUCUGGGCACCAACUUUCAAAUGGGCUGUAAACAUUGCUAAUGUUGUUGACAUUUCAACAAAGCCAGCUGAAACGGUCUCUUACCCUCAGCAAGCAGCUCUAGCCUGCAGUGGACUCAUCUGGGCGAAGUACAGCACCGUAAUUACCCCGAAGAAUUGGAACCUCUUCGGUGUUAGUUUUGCCAUGUUUGUGACUGCUUCUUACCAACUUUCACGUAAAAUUCAGCAUGAAUUCACCAACACAUCUACUGUUGCAAAAGAAUAUUGAAGAGAAUCAUUUGAUCACAGUACUGCACUUGUAAUUUAGAGGGCUUCUCGCAAGACUCUAUUUAUAAAUAAAUUUAUAUUAAUGCGAGAUGUAUUAUAAUAAGAAUUUAAAACAUAAAAAUGUAUCUAUAAUUUGAUAUUAAAAAUAAUACUAAUCAGA